AUGAAUAUACCCGCAGUGCAGCCGCAGCAGCAUCAGCAGUCUGCACAGCAGCCGCAGCAGGGACACAUGGAGCCUCAAGGGCAAUCCAUGGGCGGGUCUUCGCAGCACGGAUAUCAAUUCAUGCAGGGAGGGGGCGGCCAGCUGCUGGGAAGCCAUAUGAAUAUGAUGGCCUCGCAGCAUCCGUACGUGAUUCCGCCGCCGUUCGGAAACGUGCACUUUGCGGCUCAGCGACAGCCUGGGGUGCCGCCGCAACCGGUACCUGUAUCCCCCCAGGGCCCUGGCCCGGAGCAGCAGGAGGCGCAGGCGCCGCCGGGCGCGGGCGUGGGCGGGCGCGGGCCACGGGCGCGCGUGGCCGAGGCGCAGCCUCAGGCACAGUUCUCCGGGGGCGGGCUUCCACGGCGCAUCCCAAUGUCCCACAUGCUGUCCUCGUACCCGGUGCGCAAGUACCUGUCCAACAUGGCGCUGCUGCGGGCUCACGAGGUGGUGAACCAGGUGAACCAGUCAAUGGGCAAGGUGGACGACUACGAGUACUGGAGCCGCUUCACCAAGGACAUAUUUGCGCCGGACGGGGUGUUGCGGUACGCACGGAAGAACGGAGAUGACACCCGGUUAUUUGAGUUCGCCAUGCCCAUCAUCCCGUCGCUGCUCAAGUUUCUGGGCUCGACGGGCGUAGUGCGGAUCGAAAUGGUCCCGCAGCAGCUCCACGUACAAGUUCUGAGCAACGGAACGAUCUUCUUCGAGCACCCGCGGUGCCCCGUCACAUACUUCUACCCUGACGGCAGCUACAUGGCCAACUUCAGCAGGAUCAAGGGGAUCUUCGAUGCCUCACUAAAAAUCGAGUGGUGUGAUGUGUGCACAUAUAGCUUUGUACCUGGCAUUGAGUGGAACUCGCUAGAGCGCGUCCUCAGUGACCAGAAGGUUAGUCAGAAGAUCUUCCAGGCCCUAGCGGGCUCGAACGCCCCGCCCGACACUGUGCCCGACGGCAACAAGGACUAUUCGCUCAAGAUGGACCAACAGAUGCCAGCAAACUUCAGCGCUAUUACACAGCUGCGUUCGCAGUUUAAGGUGUUCCACAACAUAUCCAGCUUUGGGCUCCAUGAGUCGCUGAUGCGUGUGUUGCAAGUUAAUGAUGUCAUGUCCUACCUGAAAAACCUCAAGGUGUACCAGCGCGUCAACAACAUCCAGAGCCCGCUUGAAAGCCUGCGGUCCUUCGUGGCUGCCGCUGAGGAACGCCGCCGUAUGUCUCAGCCCACUACUUCGCCAACGAAGACGACUGCGUCUGCACCCAUGCAUGGCUCGGCCCAGCAGAACCCCCAAGCCAAUCCUUCCGGCCUGUUCAUGGCGACUAUGGCAUACAAUCCUGCAGUGCCUAAGAAUGAGCGCAAGUCAUUCAAGAAGCGGCCUUCUUCGGAGGUUCUUCUCCCGCUGAGCUCCGAUGAUGCUAUGAAGUCACCCAUGGACGGCUCUGAUCCAGACCGCUCUUCAAAUCCCUAUAAGAAGAUGAAGUUCUGA
Messenger RNA from Eremothecium gossypii ATCC 10895, 1512 nucleotides. It is a transcript of the gene MFG1, whose product is annotated as Mfg1p. Lineage: Eukaryota; Fungi; Ascomycota; Saccharomycetes; Saccharomycetales; Saccharomycetaceae. The record is from RefSeq and is marked provisional. Gene Ontology annotation, biological process: positive regulation of transcription by RNA polymerase II; negative regulation of transcription by RNA polymerase II. The transcript has a single exon. Gene Ontology annotation, cellular component: transcription regulator complex; nucleus. The coding region runs from base 1 to 1512 and encodes 503 amino acids.